UUUUUUUUUGAAAUUUUAUUCAUUUUGAUGAUUUUUUUUUCAUAAACUUUUAUUUUUAUUAUCAAUGGGUAAAAUACGACGUUCAUUCACUGCAAAUAAAAAACUUCAAGUGAUUAAAUAUGCCGAAAAACAUGGUAAUCGUUCAGCUGAAAAACAAUUCAAUGUGGCCGAAUCGAAUAUAAGAUUUUGGCGAAAAAAUAAAACAAUCAUUGAAGCUAUGCCUGAAACAUUACGAUCAUUGCGAUAUUCACGUGCACGUCAUCCACAAUUGGAAGAAGAAUUGAAAACAAUUAUAAUAGCCGAACAACAAAAACAUCGUGAUGAACAAUCAAAAACAACGGAAAUGUCGAAUCGAAUACGAACCUGUGAUAUCCGUCGAUUGGCUUUAAGUUUAGCUCGUAACAAAUUCGGUCUUACCUCACAGCAAUUUUGUGCUCGUCCUACUUGGGUGUUUAGUUUCUGUAGAAGAAAUGGUAUUGAAAUUGGCAAUAAAAAACAAUCCCUUAAAAACAAAGAAGCACGAAAAUUAUGGGCUUUAUAUAGAGAAAAUCGUGAUCAUUCAUAUUAUAAAUUGAAAUUAGACAGCAAAUCGGAAAAGGAAGAAACAAUAACUGAAAAUAGUGAUGAUGAUGAUGAUAAUGAUAUAGAUUUUCCCGUCGAUAUAUCCGAACAUUUUGUGGAGCAUUCAACAAAAAACGACAAUACAACCAUCGAAGAUUCUUCAAUAAUUAUGAAAUUACCAGAGCAAUCUGUAUCGAAUAACGAUGCUUCUACCACUAAUACAAUUUUUAUCAUAUUAAAUUCACAAACUAAAACAUGUUGAUAUUUGGCUGU
Molecule: messenger RNA, 834 nt
Organism: Dermatophagoides farinae (American house dust mite)
Lineage: Eukaryota; Metazoa; Arthropoda; Arachnida; Sarcoptiformes; Pyroglyphidae
Source: RefSeq, a predicted model, not a curated record